CGCUCCGUUAGGUAACCUUUCAUUUUCUCAACUACCCAUUAUGUAACGGGAGCACUGGGUUCUGGAUCAGUCUUCCAUUAAAGAUGAUUUUUAUAGUCGCUGAGCGUCGUCAGGGAGUGCUGACUCUCGGGGGCGGUUUAAACAGAUACAAGCAUUUAAGCCAGUCCGGAGCCGUGACUCAUCCCCCACCCCACCCCACCCCCAGCGAGAGACGCGGCGCGACCAUUGGUGAGCACCACGCCCCGCCCCUCGCCCCACCCAGCUCCCGCCUGCCCCGCCCCUUUCCACUCCCCGCUCCCCCGCGGUGUCGGAGCAGCAGACCGAUUCUGGGCUACGCGUCGCGUCGGUGGCAGGACUCCUGAGUAUAUUUCAAAACUGAACCAUUUCAACCGAGCUGAAGCACUCUGCCUUCUUAGUGGUACCAGUCCAAUUUAGGAGAGCCAAGCAGACUAUCAGCCAUCAUGGCAAACCUCGGCUACUGGCUGCUGGCCCUCUUUGUGACUACAUGGACCGAUGUCGGCCUCUGCAAAAAGCGGCCAAAGCCCGGAGGGUGGAACACCGGUGGAAGCCGAUACCCUGGGCAGGGAAGCCCUGGAGGCAACCGUUACCCACCUCAGAGUGGUGGCACCUGGGGACAACCCCAUGGUGGUGGUUGGGGACAACCCCAUGGCGGUGGCUGGGGUCAGCCCCAUGGCGGUGGCUGGGGUCAGCCCCAUGGCGGUGGCUGGGGUCAAGGAGGGGGUACCCACAAUCAGUGGAACAAGCCCAGCAAGCCAAAAACCAACCUCAAGCAUGUGGCGGGUGCUGCGGCAGCUGGGGCAGUAGUAGGGGGCCUUGGUGGCUACAUGCUGGGGAGUGCCAUGAGCAGGCCCAUGAUCCAUUUUGGCAACGACUGGGAGGACCGCUACUACCGUGAAAACAUGUACCGCUACCCUAACCAAGUAUACUACCGGCCGGUGGAUCAGUACAGCAACCAGAACAACUUCGUGCACGACUGCGUCAACAUCACCAUCAAGCAGCACACGGUCACCACCACCACCAAGGGAGAGAACUUCACGGAGACCGACGUGAAGAUGAUGGAGCGCGUGGUGGAGCAAAUGUGUGUCACCCAGUACCAGAAGGAGUCCCAGGCCUAUUACGAAGGGAGAAGAUCCAGCGCCGUGCUUUUCUCCUCCCCUCCCGUGAUCCUCCUCAUCUCCUUCCUCAUCUUCCUGAUUGUGGGAUGAGGAAGGCCUUCCUGCUUGUUCCUUCUCGUUCUCGUGGUCUAGGCUGGGGGAGGGGUUAUCCACCUGUAGCUCUUUCAAUUGAGGUGGUUCUCAUUCUUGCUUCUCUGUGUCCCCCAUAGGCUAAUACCCUUGGCACUGACAGGCCCGGGAAAAUGUAUAGUAGACCAGAUGCUAUUUGCUUCAGGUUCCCUUGAUUGAGUCUAUCAUGGGCCAGUGCUAACACCGGGCCAAUAAGAAUAUAACACCAAAUAACCGCUGGCUAGUUGGGGCUUUGUUUUGAUCUAGUGAGUAAAUACUGGUGUAUCCCCUGACUUGUACCCGGAGUACAAGGUGACAGUGACACAUAUAACUUAGUAUAGGCGAAGGGUUCUACAACCAAAGAAGCCACUGUUUGGGGAUGGCGCCCUGGAAAACAGCCUCCCACCUGGGAUAUCUAGAACAUCCACAAGUGGAAUUCUUUCUUUACUAAUAUAAACUAUAGCUGAUUGAAAGCAAAGCUUUGCUCAUUCCCUAGGCACCAGAAUGAUUUUUAGCCUUGCUUGGAUUGAACCCGGAGAUUUUGACUCUGAGGAGAGCCAACACUGUAAAAAGCAUGGUCCUCCUAUGACGCUAGAGAGGGUUAAGUUACAAAGGCUAGGCACUUGGGUUUCUUCAUCUCUGUCUCAUAAUUAUCAAAAGCUAGAAUGACCUUGUGCCCUAAGUUUCUGUACUUGUAUUUGAACUGGACAACAGAGAGACAAUCUAAACAUUCUCUUAGGGCUGCGGAUGAGAGAAAUAGGCUCUAUUCCAAAGUGGCAAAGAAAUUCUGCUAGCAUUGCUUAAGUGAGGCAAAAUUUGUUCCUUAAAUUGCUUUGUAUUUCCCCCAGCAGACAUAGACAACCCUGCGACAGCUUCAGCCUGCACUGUGGGUUUUCUGUGUAGAAUGUAUAAAAUGUAACUUCAAGCUUAGGCCUUCUGUUUUAAAGCAUAUGAAGUGUGGAAUGCACUGGCCGUUCCGUCCGGUACUAAAUGCUUACCGUGUGACCCUUGGGCUUUUAGCGUGCACUCAGUUCCGUAUCAAUCCAAAGUAGACCCCUUGCUGGUCUUUGAAUCUGCAUGUACUUCAUGUUUUCUAUAUUUGUAACUUUGCAUGUAUUUGUUUUGUCUUAUAAAAAGUUUAUAAAUGUUUGCUAUCUGACUGACAUUAAAUAGAAGCUAUGAUGAGCACCA
Mastomys coucha (southern multimammate mouse) is the source of this 2435-nucleotide messenger RNA. RefSeq names its product prion protein (gene Prnp). The transcript is spliced from 3 exons. The record is from RefSeq and is a predicted model, not a curated record. Gene Ontology annotation, cellular component: membrane. Gene Ontology annotation, biological process: protein homooligomerization. NCBI's taxonomy places the organism in Eukaryota, Metazoa, Chordata, Mammalia, Rodentia, Muridae. Bases 462 to 1226 code for a protein of 254 amino acids.